Messenger RNA from Aspergillus caelatus, 502 nucleotides. RefSeq lists its product as uncharacterized. The record is from RefSeq and is a predicted model, not a curated record. Lineage: Eukaryota; Fungi; Ascomycota; Eurotiomycetes; Eurotiales; Aspergillaceae. The transcript has a single exon. Bases 130 to 390 code for a protein of 86 amino acids.
CAGUCUAGCCAUUCUCAUGGCACGGGUCGAGCGACGCCAAACCCGGAGGAAUAUCUUUGUUCCGUGUCAGCUGGCGUGCCCUAAGUUCUCCCCCAAACGCGUCAAGAUUGCUCGCUCGAUUGGUCCGACAUGCCAAUGUGUCACACCACCAUCCAUGGCUCUUUGACAUCGGAGGUUUGCCUAGAGUUUGAGUGGCAAUAUUACCUAAAAAGAAACGCUGCUCAGCUCAUGUCAGUGGUCACAAAGGGGAGUCCAAGACACGUGGAAGUAGUUGCGUUUCAUACUUUCACACUAACUGUCACCCUGUCGUAUGUAAUUUUCCUUUGCCCUAAACCUGCUUUUAUUACCCGUUUUCCCGCGUGGAGGUUGCCCCAUGUGGCGCCAAUUUAAGUCUUGCUUGGCUGAACUCUACUCCCCACCCUGACCCUACUUGACCUUGACCUGUCUUUCUCCCUUCCCUCUCCAUACAACCGGUUACGCCUUCACUUACUGAUAUGCAGAG